AUGAGGCCGCUGGCGUCGUGUAACGCCCGGACAAGUCGGUUAAUACGCCUACCAUCUGUCAAGGUGUUCCCUCCCCGGCCACGCUGGGUGCAACGGCACCAACACACAGCCUCGGAAAGCCGCCUGCCUCGUCUGGCACAACCUGGAUUCUGGGACUUGAUCAUUCCCAAGUCGCUUCGCGGUCAUUUCACCAGGCCGGGGAGCGCUGCCCCAGAAAAGCCGACGAACCCGGCAACGUUCUUUAUCUGGAUCUAUAUUCUGAUCGGCUCUCAGGCCAUUCGCAUCAUGAGCCUCAAGAACGAAUUCAUGGCCUACUCUCGUAAGGCCGACGUCAAGAUACAGCAGCUCAGGGAGGUUGUCGAGAAGCUUCAACGCGGCGAAGAAGUGGACGUGGAAAAGAUCCUGGGUACCGGCGACGAGACACAAGAACGUGAAUGGGAAGAGGCAUUAGAAGAACUUCAAAGAGAGGACAGAGUAUGGCAGGAAAACAGAGAAAGAAGCCGGGAAGACAAAGAGCGCCUCGCCAGAAAGGAACAAGACGCAAACCCCGUCAACGAUGCUCAGGACAGACCCGAUACAACGAAUCCGUUGCCCUCGCCAGACGUUCCUCUGGUUGCACGGCGCCCUGAGUUUUACUGA
Messenger RNA from Cladophialophora carrionii CBS 160.54, 639 nucleotides. RefSeq lists its product as uncharacterized. The transcript has a single exon. The coding region runs from base 1 to 639 and encodes 212 amino acids. The record is from RefSeq and is a predicted model, not a curated record. NCBI's taxonomy places the organism in Eukaryota, Fungi, Ascomycota, Eurotiomycetes, Chaetothyriales, Herpotrichiellaceae.